Messenger RNA from Trichoplusia ni (cabbage looper), 2093 nucleotides. RefSeq lists its product as uncharacterized. The coding region runs from base 134 to 1396 and encodes 420 amino acids. Gene Ontology annotation, cellular component: nucleus. Lineage: Eukaryota; Metazoa; Arthropoda; Insecta; Lepidoptera; Noctuidae. The record is from RefSeq and is a predicted model, not a curated record. The transcript has 9 exons.
UCCGUACUGUCAAUUUGCCAAAACAAAAACAGAUAGGUAGCUCUUACUUUUGCAAAGAAUUAUGUUAGUUUUCGAUUUUAAAUCAAUCAUAUUUCUAUAAUAAACAUUAUCCUGAUUAAGAGUAUUUUCAAACAUGUCGCAAGAAAUGGAGGAUGAUAGUCUGGAAGAAAAGCCUUCAGCUUCUGUUUUCUCCCGAUUCAGAAGUCCCACAUUUAGCAAAGAGGAAGUAAAAGCAUUAAUGAAAAUAGUUGAAAAAUACAAAAGCAUAGUGUUCAACAAAGCCACUAAUGCCGCAGCUACUCGCUCCAAGGAGGUGGCAUGGCUGAAAAUAGCUAAAUUAUACAAUAAAUUGGGUUUCAAGAAUGUGAGAAGUGCAGACACUUUAAAAACUAAGUGGGAUAACUUGAAGAAGAGAAGCAAGCAUUUGUCAAGGAAUGUAAUGGAUGCUCAUAACAGUGAGUUUGAUGAGGUGACCACACAGUUUGUGACCAUGAUGUAUGAGGCAGAGAAUAAUGCUGGGGCGCUUGAGCCAGCAGAGUCAGACGGUGAAAUUGAAUUUAAAAUCCACAAACAACCUAUAGAUCAAGUGAUCUUCAAUGGAAAUGAAGACAACAAUUCAGAUGUAUCUUCUGUUGAUGGCGAUGAGAUAAAAAAUAGGAUGAACCGCUCAAGUAACUUUAGUCCAGAAGAAUGCAAUCUUCUGCUACAGUGUGUCAGACCAGAGAAGAAUAUUGUGUUGUCACAAAACACAACAUCUCGUUUUAUUAAAUUGAAAAAUCGAGCCUGGAUGCGGAUAACAAACUCAUACAACCAAUUAAGCCCUGAAAAGCGUACAGCGAAAGUGCUAAAAACAAAGUUUAUGAACAUGAAAAAGAGAGCAAAACGAAAUGAUUCAAAAAUGGAUUUCAAGGAAUUGAGCAAUGAAGACCACAGCAUUGAAAACUCUAGAACGGAAAUAAAAGUAGAGCCAUUAUUCGAGUACAGAAGCAGUUUGGAUGCGGACAUCGAUGAUGGUGACGACCGAUUAGACCACGACGAUAAGUCUAACGGUGACGUUAAUGUCACACUAGAUCCUUUGAGUACUGUCCUUAAUACUAACUCAGGUUUAAGUUCAAUAAGUCAUUCAGAAAAUAAAGAAGUUGUUAAAUUAAAAAUAGAAUUACUAAAUCAUAAAAUGGAGACUGCCAAGUUAAAAAGACAACGCCUAGAAAACUUAAUGCAAGCAGAGGCGGCUGAUAGAGAAUCAUUAGCAAUCGAGAGAUCAUUACGACUCCGAGCAGCGAGACUGGAAGCGAUAGCAGCCGAGAUGAAGCUUCCCCCCUCGCACCCCGCCCUAGCCUACACUGCAGACGAAGCGAGGGCACAACACUACAUACACCAGUAUCACGGCACAUGAAGAAGGUUAAGGUAAAUUGUAGAUGGCAGCACUAGCGUGUGAGGUUUUAUUCGUGAUGUAUAUCUCGACUGGUAAACUGAAAAUUUCUUUUUUUUUUUCUAAUUUGUUAUGAUGCAAUCUCUAAGAAGAGGGCUAGUCAAUGUUAAAACUCACUGAGAGAUAAUCUUUUGGAAUAAUAUUACUUUUCGACAAGUGACGGGAAGUAGUCUCUUAAUAUAUUUGAGUGAUAUGUUAUUUAUUGCUUGUUGAAAUGAAACUGCUCUUAACAGGCCCAGAAUUUGGUCCUCUUUUUGUAAAACCUGAUUAUUUCAGUAGAUAAAUCAUUAUAUCCAUAGAUGAGAUGAUGGGGUAAUUUACAUAGAAAGCACAGCGACCGGCGGCCUCUUUAUAUUACAAAUAUUUUUUUGAAAGCAAAGUUGAGGCAGCGGCGCCGCUUUCAGACACUGCUCUUUCAGAGAUCGAAGUAAUAAUAAUUCUGCAAUGAUUUUAUCAAUAUUUUGUUUAUUUUUUGUUGUGCAAAAUCGCAAUACCAGUUGUAAUUCUAAAAUCUUUGUUGCCAUUUAAGAAUAUGUUAUCAGAAUGCUACAAUUAUUAUUUAUGUACUUAUUAUUAUUCAUAAGUAAGAGUUUAUAAACCUUUUGAAAAGAGUUCAAUAAAAAAAACUUGGAACAAGUAAUUAUAAUAGUUAUUUAAUGAA